AGUUGGGGGGGGGGGGGGACAUGCAUGGAUGUGAACUCAGCCAGACUGGGGAAAGCCAGGAGGAAAAAUGAGGAAAGGAAGAUAAAUUAGGGGAAUUUAACUCCCAAAAUAACACUCAAAACAAUUGAAUGGGAUAAAAUUAUAGUUCCUUUAAAAAAAAAAAAACUUACAUUCUGUCUUAGAAUCAACACUGUGUAUUGGUUCCAAGGCAGAAGGAGCAGUAAGAGCUAGGCAAUGGGAGUUAAAUGACUUGCCCAGGGUCACACAGCUAGGAAGUAUCUGAGGCCAUAUGUGAACCCAGGACUUCCCAUCUCUAGGCCCGACUCUCAGUCCCCUGAGCCACCCAGCUGCCCUCUAUGUGAUGGUUCCCAAACAAAGAAUGACUCCAAACCAUGCCCUCCUGCCUGAUAGAAGACCUUUGGCACAGAAUCAAGCUGAGAAUAUUUGCCUAGGAAUCCCAAGGUAGUAGAAGCAACGCUUUGAAAGGAUUUUAUCAGAUUUUUUAAAGGGCAAUUUCUAGGAGAUUUUUGUUUGAAAUUGUUUCUUCUGGGGUUUGAAAGUCUUUUCAAAGCUUCUAUAUCUCCUAGAUUUUUGAGGCAAACUGAGUUUCAGAUGAAAAUGUAUUAUUCAUCCAUACCAAAUUGUCUCCUUGAAGUCCAAGAAAACCAGUAAUGACCUCUUCUGUGCUCCUAAAGGUGAAAACAGAACUUUUAAAAAAUAUCUUAUUUUCUGUCUUAGAAGCAAUACUAAAUAUCACUCUCAAGGCAGAAGAGUGGUAAGGGCUAGGCAACUGGGGUUAAGUGACUUGUCCAGGGUCACACAGAUAGGAAGUGUCUAAGGCCAGAUCCAAACCCAGGAUCUCCCAUCUCCAGCUCUGGCUCUUUAUCUCCUGAGCCAUCUAGCUGCCCUAUAUAAAGCUUUCAGAAAGUCAUUUUCUGGAGAAGCCAUGCCAGUGAUUCCCAAAAAUGGAUCACUCCCAAAAUGUCCUUCCCCAUUGAAGGAAAUCAACAUUCCCUCUUUUUCAUAAAUAAUCAAAGAAUGUCAAAACUGGAAGAGGCUUGAAAUACCAUCUAGUCAGCUUGCUCAUUUGACAAAGGAAGAAAACUAAGACCUAAAGAGAAACUGCAUAACAAACAAUAAAUACUGGAUUAAGGGGUAGCUAGGUGGCUCCAUGGAUAGAAAGCCAGAUCGAGAGACGAGAGGUCCUGGGUUCAAACCUGACCUCAGACCCUUCCCAGCUAUGUGGACCCUAGACAAGACAUUUUACUCCCAUUGCCUAGCCUUUACCACUCUUCUGACUUGGAAAUGAUUCUUAGUAUAGAAGGUAAAGGUUUAAAAAAAAACCCACCGAAUCGAAGUGACUUGACUAAUAUUACACAGCUCAUGGCAGGAUAGGGAUUGGGAGUAGAUUCUAAGUCUACAGCUUAAGUCUCAUAUUCUUUCCACUAAACCAUGUUGCCCAUUGAGCUGGUAUAAGGAAGAUUUUAUGGGUGGAUUUUGUUUCUAAUGCAAAUAUAGACAUUUAUAAAGAGAAGCUAUAGAAAAUUCUGAAGCAUAGACAAGUCUUAUCACAUGAUACGAGACAUGGGGAAAAUUAGAGCAAUGGUUAUUAUGAUGUACAGGAUGAGGAGAGAAUGUAGAAAAAUUGCGUAGGAUGGGUAGGGAAAUAUAAGAGCAAUAUGAAAGGAAAAAAAAGAUGUGUGUGGGUCUAUAUGCACUGGCUAGCAGGGGAUCUGCUGAGGGGAGUGUUCAGGAAUAGUUUGUGAAUUGGUGCCUGAGUUUGGGGCAGGAGGAAUUGUUUGGGAAUAGUUUGUCAUUGGGCACAUAGGUCUGGGCCAGGUGGUUUGGGGGUAGAGUGGUUCAGCUGAGGAUGAAGAAGGGGGCAGCAUGGGGUUGAUGGUCAUGUGUAUAUAGGAAGGGAAAAUAGAAUAUCACUGCUAGUAGUCACUGCCCUACUGUGAAAGGCUGAGCUCCAUAUUUGGUUCUGGAUGCUUUGGGGACCAGACACAUGAAGCCAAGUUAGACAGGAAAUGACAAUGUCUGGUAGCCAGGGAGAAAAGUGUGGAAACUGUUGAAAAUGACCAGGGGUAAACUGAUGAACCAACUGGGGAUGGUGUCAAUGAAGGCAGGAGUUUGAGAGCACAUAACAGCAGAAAUUAUAAGCAACCACUGAAAAUCUUUGAGAAGGAAAAGAGAUAUAUAGAAUAGUGCUGUCCUUCCUAGAAACUUAAACAAGGUGUGUAGGACAGGGAGAGAAUCUUCACCUUGAAUCACCGAUCAGAACUCUCCUCCAUUCCUUUUUUCUUUUUUUUUAAACCCUUACCUUUUGUCUUUGAAUUGACACUAAAUAUUGGUCCCCAAGUAGAAAAGUGGUAAGGGCCAGGCAACUAGGGUUAAGUGACCUGCCCAGGGUCACACUGUUAGGAAGUAUGAGUCGAGAUUUGAACCCAGGACCAUCUGUCUCCCGCUGAGCCACCUUGCUAUCCCCUCCCCCAUUCCUUUCUGCUGUGCACAGCUUAACUCCUCUAACUUCUUGAUGUGCCUAUUUCUUUAGAUCAGUAGCACUUUUUGUCUCUCUAUCAUAGCCAUGGCUGUCACCUUCCUUGGAAAUGAGUAGGGAUAGUGAGAACGACCCUGGAACAAUGAAGAAUUCUUACUCAAACUUCAUCAAUCUAUAGAGGAUUUUUACUGCUUUAUCCCAAAAGGACCAUGUUUAUAAAUAUAUGGACUACAUGGUUGCCUAAGUAGUGGGCCAGAGGAGACCCUACCCAGCACACCACUGUUCCCAUCUCCAUCUGUAAAAAAAUAUACUUUUCUAUAUAAGUCCUGAUGAAGGGACCUGCCAAAGGUCCCUCUUUGCUUUUGAAGACCUUUAGAACCUAUAAGAAGCCACCUUCCAAAAUCUUUCAUCAAACCCUUUUGGAAGAUUUCUUUUUGAUCUCUGCCCCCUCUGAAUUUUUGGGGCCCCCAGCAGCAUGGCAUAGUGGAUAGGACACUAGACUUCAAGUCAGGAAGGUUUGGGUUCAAAUCCUACCUCAAAUACUUACUAGCUCUUAACCUAAAUCACUUAACCUAUCCAUAAUUCAUUUUCCUCGCCUGUAAUAUUAAUACUAAUAAUAACAGGGGCAGCCAGGUAGCACAGUGAAAACAGCACCAAGUCUGGAGUCAGGGGGACCUCCAUUUCAAAUCUGGUCUCAGACACUUCCUCGCUGUAUAACCCUGAGCAAGCCACUUAACUCUGAUUGCCUAGACCUUGCUGCAUUUCUGUUUUAGAAUUGGCACUAAGUCAGAAGAUAAGGGUUUUGAUAAUAAUAUUAAUAGCUAGUUAAGAUUUGCAAAGCACUUUCUACAUGUUACCUCAUUUGAGGGUGGUGGGCUCAAUGACUGCUAAGGUCCCUUCCAACUCUGAAUCUCUGCUCCUAAAACCUUACUCUAUCUUGGUUUGUUCUCUCCCCAGCACUAGAAGGUUGUAAAGAGACCUGGAGAGAAGUACUUUUCCUGACUCAUUGGUUACAAUUUAAGAAAAUAUGCUUUUUUCCAUUUGUGUGGAUCUGUAUUUAUUUGGGUCAAUCCAUGGGAAAAUACCAAUGUCAGAUAGGGGGUGAGUGAUUUGUCCUUUUUCCUUAUCUGGGGAGUUAUUCAAUUGGAAAGAGUCUCCUCUCUGCUAUGUUUACUCAGUAUUCUCUCUCUGCAUUGUACACUCAAUUGAUUUGGGGGUUUUGUUUUUCCUUCUUUUCCUCCAACCUCCUAAUUAGUUCAGCUUCAAAACAUCCCUUAUCGUCUCCAGAUGUCAUAUCAAGUUCCACCAAUAGGAUCAGUCAUGUUAAGGUUUCCAUUAAUUGAUUUUGGCUCCCACCCUUGGGAAGCACAAGUUAAUUCUUCCCAUUAGGAGCAAUAAUUUCCCCAUUUAGAAGGUUGUAAAUCAUGCCUUCUGUCUGUCCAUCAUAGCCAUGGCUGUCACCUUCUUUGGUAAUGAGUAAGGAUAGCAAGAAAGACCCUGGAAGAAUGAUGAAGUCUUACUCAAACUUCACCAAGUCUAUAAAAGAUUUUCGGUGAUGGCCCUAAAAGGACCAAAUCUAUAAAUACAUGGACUAUACAGUUUCCUAAAUAGUGUGACCAGAGGAGACCCUGCCCAGCACUCCACUGUAUUAAAACCUGAACCUUUAUAAGCUUGGGCCUCUGCAAGAUGUUGGUCUUCAAGUCCCUUUCUUAAAUGUGCAUUAAUUUGGGUAUCUAAUAAGGCAUUUCUUUAAAUGGGUAACUCUCCCUGUUCUUCACUCGGUGGAAUCCCACCUAAAACAAACCAGCCAGGGAGAUUCUCAUCUUUGGUUGUCUCUGGUAGAGAUGAUCAUCAUCAUGUCAUAUUCUGCUUGGAGACAGAGGGGGUGUACAGGACAACCCCUGGAAAAUAGGGCUUCCUUCUCUACUCCCUGUGGAAAAUGAUUCAAAUUAUCAGGGAAUGAAGGCAAAAUGUGUUGGCAUUUGUGACAUUUCAUCCAGCAAGACUGAGCCUCAUUGCCCAAUUCUCUCCCUUGCUUUUAAAGUGGAAGGUCAGCAUAUAAGAUCGAACUUGUUUAAUAUAUUGGUUUAAUUUGGGGAAACUGAGUUUUCUUCCAUCUUUUUAGUUCUUUGCUUUAAGGGACAACUCUCUGGGAGGGCCAGGGAAGGAAUUUAUUAAGAAAUGUGGCUAAGGAAAACAGACACCAAUAAUUUUUUUUAAGUUAAGGGUCACAGGAGAGAAAUGAGAAAUGAAAACUUCUAUAAAAACUGAUCAGAGGUACUAGAUACUCCUGUCUCUCCCCGCACUGUCCCUGAGCACUACAAUCAGCUUUAUGCUUGCUUUACUCUGAUUUGUCACUCAGAUUAACUAUAAUCAUUGUUAUCCUCCCUCCACCUGUGCAGUCUUUUCACCUGUCUCCUACCUCUGCAUUCCCCCCAGCAACAGGUCUUUUCUCAACCCCAUUUCACAGAGAGGGAAACUGAGUAUAGCUGAGAGUCCAUACCAAUUCUUAACUCCUAUGGUUUGAGGCUCAAAGGACCCAUGUUUUACUAUCUGAAGGACCAGGAAAAGCCAGGGAGCUGAUGCAGCAAUCUAGCUAAGGCUAGAUCUGCCCUUGGUGAAAGGGGGAGUAAUAAGAUUGUUUUCAUUCUACUCUGCAGAAGAGGAAAGGGCAGGAUGAUUUCAGGAGAGCAGAAUCUCUCUAUUCCUGACUUACUCAUCAUGGAAGGACAUCCAGGUCAGGGGACGUCAGACCUGUUUGCAUUCAUGGCACUUUGAGCAGCAGGGCUGAGAUACACUGCACUGUUCAAACAGACUCCCCAGCCCAGCCAGCCAACUGUGGUGGGGAAGGAACAGUGCUUGAGGGGGGCCCUGCCCAGGAGGGCCAGGAAAAAGGUAAGCACUUGGCAGGGAGAGCACCUUCUCCACUUUGGUGUGGCCCCCACCCCUACUCCAUGUCCAGAGCCAUGGCUGGCUCAGGGAUCUAUGACUGGCGGGGCAGUUGGACACUGUCAUUACUGCUGGGCUAUCUCUGCUACCUGCUGCUGGGUGCUGCCAUCUUCCAACUCCUGGAGAAGCAGGCAGAAGCUCAGUCACGAAACCAAUUCCAGGUGGAGAAGCUACGCUUCCUAGAAAACUACACCUGCCUGGACCAGUAUGCUCUGGAAUGGUUUGUACAGGUCAUUAUGGAAGCCUGGGACAAAGGUGUGAACCCAACUGGCAACUCCACCAACCCCAGCAACUGGGACUUCAGCAACAGCUUUUUCUUUGCAGGGACGGUUGUCACCACCAUAGGAUAUGGAAACCUGUCCCCCAGCACAGAAGCAGGUCAAAUUUUCUGUGUCUUCUAUGCCCUAUUUGGGAUCCCACUCAAUGUAGUAUUUUUCAACCAUCUGGGGACUGGACUAAGGUCUCAUCUAGCCACAUUAGAGACUUGGGGGCAUCAGUCAAGACACUACCAGGUGGUACAGACCCUGAGCCUUGCUCUGUUCCUGACCUUGGGAACCUUUCUUCUCCUCAUCUUUCCCCCCAUGGUCUUCAGCCACGUGGAGGGCUGGAGCUAUGGUGAGGGCUUCUAUUUUGCCUUCAUCACCCUCAGCACCAUUGGCUUUGGGGACUAUGUUGUAGGCACAGACCCUAACAAACACUACAUCUCUGUAUACAGAAGUCUAGCGGCUGUCUGGAUCAUCCUGGGCCUGGCCUGGCUAGCCCUUGUGCUACCUCUGGGCCCCAUGGUCCUGCACCGACUCAUGCACCUCUGGCAACUGAACAAGGAUCCAGGCUCUAAGAAGGGGAUAGGUCCUGAGGCUGAUGGGCUCUCUCACCCCACCAAGCUCCCUAUAGCCAUAUAAGCUCAUGGAGCAAACUAUAAACCAAACAUCUUUUCUUCCCUUUCAGCCCCUACAUAGAUCACCUGUAGUAUAUACAAUCUCUUACACUGUCCUAAUGUUCUCUCCCUGACACUUAAUCUUCAUAUCCAUCCCUUCUGGGUCAUUCUCCAUGGGCUCUCCAACAAGAGAAAAGAAGCCUAGAAAGUCCAGGUAAACAAGUGAUGGAGACCCAAAAAAGAGUGAAGCACAAAAUAAAGAGACACACUCUCAUUCUGAUUCACUUGUCCCUCUCUCCAUCCCCUCUAGAAUUGUAUCUAGAAGUCAUCCUUUCAUUUUAGAGACCCCAUCCCCAACCUCUAGAAAGCUGCCUGACUCAGAGAAGAGACCGAAGACCCUCUCACCAAAACACAACCCCAUCACCUGACAAACCUGAAGCCCAAGAACAUUGCUCCUUCCCAAUGCCUGUUGAUUAAGCUUUCUUGACUCCUGUGAUUAGGUAACAAAAAUUAGUGCCUCAGUACCUGUCCAAACUGAAAGCAUUCUCUGUCCUGUUUCCCAGCUCUUGUGGGAAUGUACAAUGUAGGAAUGAUAAAAGUGUAUGUAUAAAAGAUUGUUGUUACCUCUGCUCUGUUUCUAGCUACUCCAGAAGAGCUAGACAAUUCAUGCCCUGAAGCAUGGAGCACUGUUCACAAACAAGCUUCUGAGUCCCAGGAUACCCAAGCAAAGUCUCCUUCUGGACCAGUCACCACCCUGCAAAUGCUCCCCCUUUUCUCCAUGCCCCAUAUCUACGUCUCCAUUCUUUCCUCUGCGUGCCUUGUUUAAAUACAUGCUCUCACAAAUCAUGACAUGACAAGACCCUUUCUAAGCAAUGCUCUUCCACAAGCAGGCAAUUCAAAUAACCACAGGAAACAAGCUGGAAGAGUACUGAGGGCCUCCAGAGUCUUUUCUCUCAUUGAAUGGGGAUAGAGAGAUGUUCUGUAGAUGAGAGAACAAUGUGAUAACUAGCUUGGAAUAAAAGUCAUUUUGCCUAAGGGCAAAGGGAUGGACUAGACCCAAGUGCCUCAAAUGAGAGUCCUAGAGUAGUGCUCU
Monodelphis domestica (gray short-tailed opossum) is the source of this 7419-nucleotide messenger RNA. RefSeq names its product potassium two pore domain channel subfamily K member 16 (gene KCNK16). The record is from RefSeq and is a predicted model, not a curated record. NCBI's taxonomy places the organism in Eukaryota, Metazoa, Chordata, Mammalia, Didelphimorphia, Didelphidae. Gene Ontology annotation, molecular function: outward rectifier potassium channel activity; potassium ion leak channel activity. Gene Ontology annotation, cellular component: plasma membrane. Gene Ontology annotation, biological process: stabilization of membrane potential; potassium ion transmembrane transport.